GAUCUAAAGGACCCGGCUCUCUUUCGGGCCCUUAACAAGGCUCUUGCCAAGUUCAGUGAAGACACGAUGGUUCUGUACAUGGCAUGGAUUACCAUUUUCAACCUUGGACCACUGUUCAGCGCCGAGCUCUCGGACUCAAUGUCCGGCAGCGCCCCGUCAUCCCAGCCUGAUCGAGUUGUUGAGGCACGCUGUCUCGUCCUUAUGGAGAAACUCCUCGGACAGUGCAUGCCGGCCGCCUUCGUGCAGCUCAAUGUUGCACAGGAGGCUCAGGAGGACAUCCGCCGCAUCACAAAGAACAUCGACUACCCUCUCAACAUCACACUGACCCAAUUCACGGCCAACGGCUCGCAGCCAGCGAGAGACUUCUCCAAGUUCACCACGCGGCCUCACCUGUUCGGUGACAACGGCCGUUUUGCGAGUGUCGCCGAUCUCGAGCAAGCCGCCGCGGACGCAUUGCCGAAAAUGAGCGACUCCGUGCUCGCCAACUACCGGCAGAUCAUGUCGUUCAGGCGAGCACAUUUGGGAAAAGUAUUGUGUGAUAAAGGAGAAAAUUAGUAGAAAGAAAUCGAGCGCAUAGUGCCAGAAAUACUUGAACUUUGCUUUUUUUUAUUUUUUUAUUAUAGCAGGUAAUCAUUAGAGAAAUGUGUUGGCCUGUGAGUACGUAUGUGCAGAUAGUACAAAGGCUGCUCGGAGCGCCCAACGUAAGCAUGGUACAAACCGUAGCGGUCGCUACAAUUAGCUUUGGCUCCUUUGUACCUGCCCUGGUGGCGU
This is a messenger RNA of Dermacentor andersoni, 771 nucleotides long. RefSeq lists its product as uncharacterized. NCBI's taxonomy places the organism in Eukaryota, Metazoa, Arthropoda, Arachnida, Ixodida, Ixodidae. The record is from RefSeq and is a predicted model, not a curated record.